AUGUUAGGGGAAGAGCCAUCGGAGAAAAAGAGGCUGUCAGAAACUGAGGAUGAACUUCAAUCACCUGAGGAAGGACCCAAGCGGUCGAAGCUGCCGGACGACGACGAGCGUGACGAUUGCAUCUUCUUUGAGGAUGACACAGACUCCGACUUAGAGGAGGAUUUUCAGCGAGGACUCGUCGAAUGUGGUCAUAAGGAUACGUACGUAGCUCCCAUGGUCGAUGAGGAAAAGGUAGAUGGUAAGAGAAGGUGCCUCCAAGAUGAUUUAUGCAACAUAUUUCAGCACGAAGCUGCGUUUAAGGGAUUACCUCUCUUUGAGUUGUUCAAAGUUAGGCUGAAAUUCAACGACAAACGCCGGGAUACUAACGAACCCUUCAGGGAUGCUCGGCUUUGCGGCGAGAUUGUUAAUUUCGUACAGGCUCAUUCCACAAUACCCAUAGCCGAUUAUAAUUUGGAUUUGGAUAAUCUCACUCCCAUCUCUUACUACACGGUGAGCCCUAGUGAACCCGAUUUUGUGAAUCUCGACUAUGAUAACAAGUACACCCUUCUCCCCUUAGCCGGGCCUAAUCCCAGACCCCCUAUCCAUUCAAACCACACCCUAUCUAUUGAUUUUGCUCUCAAGAUUAACGAUGAGCUUGUGAUGAAUGAUGGUGUAGAACAUCGUAACCCUCAACUCUUUGGAAAUAACGAGUCGGUUAAAGCGGGCUUACUGAUUCAAUCAGUCGAUAUGGUAUUAAAUGAUCGCGCUGAGGGACCAUAUAUUAUGAGGACUGUCAUGGGGAAUAGGCUGUGUGACCGUAUUCUAAUUUCUGCGCAUUAUUCUGUGUACGAUGGAGCGUGGGCUACUAUUAAGCUUAAACUUUUGAAGCAAGGAGUGAGAUUUUUUCAUGGUUUUAUCAUGGCCCGGCCAUGUGUGUUCUAUUCGAGGAUAUGUCUGCUGUCCAUUCAGCCAGGGAAUAAAAUCAGGCUGCAGAGAGGUGACAGGGGUGUUGUGGGGCCCGAUGGAUCUAUUGAGCUUUCGAGGUCUGUGGUCGUUGUUCCAUCCUAUGCUUCCCUCAUUAUUGGUGCUGCACUGUAUGAUUGUGAAAAAGGUGGAGAGGUUAUCUGCCGAGGGAGAACUUGUUUUUAUGCCAAAGAAUCAGGAGAAGAAAUCCAGAUCAUUUCCUAUAAUGGCGUUGAAACCCUUCAAGUUACUGUCAACUGGAAAUGUGAAACUUGA
Molecule: messenger RNA, 1218 nt
Organism: Striga asiatica
Lineage: Eukaryota; Viridiplantae; Streptophyta; Magnoliopsida; Lamiales; Orobanchaceae
Source: the annotation of a GenBank genome assembly